CCCCCUUUGCUAAUAGUACGGUGAGAACCGAGGAGGAUAAAAGGUCGAUGUAAUGUUCCAGGCGACUAAAAAAGAACCAUGGAGACGUUUUUUCUACACUGUCUCCUUCUUGUCGUCGUCACGUCCCCGACAUUAGCAGACGAUAAAGAGGUCACAUUUGUGUCGGAGCUUUCUACCAAACCUGCUCAGAAGCUGUCAAAGUACAGUUGGUACGGCAACGUGAGGCUGCAGAGGUUUCAUAUACCAGAGGAGACAGCCAUCGCCCGCUGGCUCUUCUCUGUCAACAAAGUCAGUACCUUCCCGUGUGGAACCAACAACGUCACCAUCUACCUUCGAUGGGGUGCUCCACCAGUUGUAAGUCUGAAAGGUUCCAUUUUCCCUAAUUCGACACUGUGGAGCCCCAGCCUGUCCCUGACCCUUCCGGUAGCUUCCCAGAACUCCACUACUGUAAAUCUCACGUACCCUUCGGCUGGCGACUGGUACGUUGCAGCACACCUGCCUGAAGAUGACGGUCGGAUAGAACAGAAGGGUUUUCCAUCGUGCUCAUAUGUAUUCCAGCCCCAGCUGUCAAUAAGGCGAGCGGUUGAUGUUCCGAUUCUACAGCAGGGGGCACUCCUCCAACAAACCGCCACACCUGAGAAACCAUCACGCCUUAAGUUGUACGUUCCAGAGUUUGUCUCCUCUCUCUCGGUUUCCGUGGCCGACUGUUCGUCAUCGUUGAGUGGCAGUGACGACGGAGACUGUCCGCUGAUUCUUAAACUUGGCUCAUCAGCUCCUCUGCAGCACAGCCAAGUCACAGUCAACUGCUCGGGGACCGGCUGCUCCGCUGUGCUCCUUCACCCUCCAUGGGACACAUGGCUGCGAGUUGUUGUCGAGAGCAACCAGGACAACCGCACCGUAAAUUUUAGCAUUGCCUCCUACAGCACAGUGGAAUGUAAACCAGACAGUGUCGGCCUUAACCCAGACGAUGACCUCAGUACGUUUCAGGGUAACAUCACCAACACUAACUCCACGUCAGAGGGAAACAGCACGGGGAACACACCCGAGGUCACUUCCAAAAGUGAAUCAGCAGCAUCCGUGUCUGUGCCAGCGCCAUCUCCUGGUUGUUUGUGGAACGUCCCCGUCCUGUACGAGGAAGCUGACGUGCUGUCGCUACGAUACAGUCCCGUGAAAGGACCUAACGUCAAUGUGACCGACACGCACCCCACGCUGUUAAGUUAUCCUCUGCCCACGCAGGCCACCGGUGGGACGUUGAACCUGCAGCUUACAAUCAACGCUACAAAUGUGACUCUAGGGACCAGUCACAGUGUGGUGGCCUGUUUCUCUCAAGGGGCUCCAGUUCUUCACCUCAACCAGUCCUGUUUCACAGAUUUCUCUGCAGGUUACAGACUUGUUGUAAAUGCCAGUGUUCCUAAAGCUGUGCUCAGGCUGCCGUUUCCUCAGUCUGCCACCUGGUACCUCACCCUGCAGCUUAUCUACAACAGCAGUGAAAGUCGGGGGCCAACCGUGGUACAGGUCGCCCCAGAGGUGUCUGUCAGUGCCUGCGUGGACGACUGUGGGACAUAUGGAGAAUGCAGACUCCUGAGAUCCUACAGUUACCUGUACAGCGCUUGUGUCUGCAAAGCAGGCUGGGAUGGCUGGGGCUGCACCGAUGGCUCCAAGGCUCAGUCGUACCUCCACCAGGUGACGGCAACUCUGCUGCUGACCCUGAGUAACCUCUUCUUCCUGCCCGUCAUCGUGGUGGCCAUCAAACGCUACUACUUCACCGAAGCAUCUGUCUACCUCUUCACCAUGUUCUUCUCUACGUUCUACCAUGCGUGUGACCAGCCCGGGGUGGCCGUGGCCUGUAUAAUGGACUACGACACUCUGCAGUACUGUGACUUUCUGGGGUCAGUCUGCUGUAUCUGGGUCACCAUCCUGUGCAUGGCUCGCAUCAGAGACCUUUUCAAAUAUUCUUUGUUCAUGCUGGGAACUCUGCUGAUUGCCAUGUCGAUGCAACUGGACCGCAAAGGCCUGUGGAACCUGCUUGGCCCUGUUCUUUGUGCACUCGUGAUUAUGGUCACUGCAUGGGUGUAUCGAGGGCUACGUAGAAAUCAGUGUUACCCGCCCGGUUGGCGGCGCUGGGUUUUCUUCCUGCUCCCUGGAAUCACGUGUGCUCUGAUAGGGAUUUGUUUGUACGUUUUCGGCGGAACAGAGAAAAACUACUACUACACUCACUCACUGUGGCACAUCUUGAUGGCCAGCUGUGUGGUGUUCCUGCUGCCUCCGAAGGAGAAGAACAGGGAGGUUCUGGGCUGGAGCAGAGGCUGGGACUGGAACUGGAACUGGAACUGGAGGUGGGCUUUGAGUUGGAAACCCCGGGUUUGUGGAUACACGCUUUGCGAGAAUGGUAAGGAUGAACUUUACACCGUCACAUAGUGGAUUUGGAGAUGGUGAGUCGUGUUCUUCCAGCCUGUGAGUGUCUUCCGAUGAGUUUGAACUUACUGUGUGAUCUGACUUACACCAGCUAAUGUACAAAAACCCAACCCUUCAGGUGAGAGACCACACGACCCAUGACCUCAAGGCUAGGGAAUAAAUCUUAAACAUAUAC
Molecule: messenger RNA, 2590 nt
Organism: Cynoglossus semilaevis (tongue sole)
Lineage: Eukaryota; Metazoa; Chordata; Actinopteri; Pleuronectiformes; Cynoglossidae
Gene: pgap6
Product: post-glycosylphosphatidylinositol attachment to proteins 6
Exons: 13
Coding region: 79-2418 (779 amino acids)
Cellular component (GO): membrane
Source: RefSeq, a predicted model, not a curated record